This is a messenger RNA of Sclerotinia trifoliorum, 2054 nucleotides long. The record is from the annotation of a GenBank genome assembly. NCBI's taxonomy places the organism in Eukaryota, Fungi, Ascomycota, Leotiomycetes, Helotiales, Sclerotiniaceae.
UGAAGAAAGAAAUAAUAACAUAAAAAAGGACGAUGUCUCGCAUCCAUCUUGGACCCUUUCUUUUCCAUCCGUCUCAAAGAUUGUGAUCGUUCAUCAUUUCCCAUAAGACAUUUAACCUUUUGAGUGCAAAAUGUUCGACUUAGCACCCCGUCCCGAUGAACCGAUCGUUAUCGCAACGACCCAUAAAUCGUAUCGAUUAGGGAAAGAUAGAGGAUUACCACCCCAUCUUGCUGGAGAGCAGAGCAAUUACCUCGUCGAACUAACAGAUGAAAAUGAUCCCGCCAGUGCAAAGUCAUGGACUUUCGGAAGGAAGAUGAGAACUGCUGCAGUUCUAGGAUUCGAUACUCUUAUUGCAUCAUGGGGUUCAUCUGUCUACUCUGCAGCUGUAGAACCAAUUGCCUAUGAAUUUGGUGUCAGUAGGAUAGUCGCUAUUCUCGGUUUAACGUUAUAUAUCUGUGGUUUUGCAACCGGUACAUCUAUCCUUCCAUCUUACAUUAGACAGUAUGCUAAUGAACAAACCUUAUAGGUCCAUUGUUUUUUGGUCCGAUCUCCGAACUUUAUGGCAGAAAGAAGCCUAUCACUGUAGCAUGCUUUGUUUUCACCUGUUUCAUGUUUGCUGCCGCAACAGCAAAGGAUUUCCAAACCUUGAUGUUAUGUCGAUUCUUCGCAGGUGUUUUCGCUUCUUGUCCUCUGACCGUCGUCGGUGGUGCCUUCGCCGAUAUGUUUGGAAAUGAAACUCGAGGUGUUGCCAUUGCUGCUUUCUCAGCCUUAGUGUUCGUCGGCCCUUUCAUUUCGCCUAUUGUUGGAGCAUUCAUCACAGAGUCACAUCUUGGUUGGAGAUGGACCGAAUAUAUCACAGGUAUCAUGGGAGCUUUCGCUUUAAUUCUCGACAUCCUUUUCCUGGAGGAAACAUAUGUCAAGACACUUCUUCAAAAUCGAGCUGCAAAGAUUCGAAAAGAGACUGGUAAUUUCGCCAUUCACCAUAUCAGCGAAGAGGAACUUCUCAGCUUCGAUGAUCUAGUCAGGAAACACUUGUUACUUCCAUUCAAGCUUCUUUUUGGAGAACCAAUCGUUUUCCUCAUCACUAUUUAUACCGCCUUCAUCUAUGGUAUCUUGUAUCUUUUCUUGGAGGCCUACCCAAUCGUGUUCGCCGAAUACCGUGGGAUUGAACCAGCAGUUGCAACACUUCCAUAUUUGGGAAUGAUUGUCGGUGUCCUUCUCGGUUGUAGUAUCGUCAUUGCCUUCGAGCCAAGAUAUAAUCGCAAACUCAAGGCAAACAACGGUAUACCAGUUCCAGAAGAGAGACUUGUUCCGAUGAUGGUGGGUGCUUGUCUUUUCCCUUGUGGUCUGUUCUGGUUCGCAUGGACAGGAAACUAUCCAUCUAUCAGUUGGGCCGCCCCAACUGUCAGUGGUAUAUUAACUGGUGCUGGGAUCAUGACCAUCUUCCUUCAGGCUUUGAACUACCUUGUCGAUUCAUAUUUGUUCGUGGCAGCCAGUGCCAUCGCAGCCAAUACUUUUUUGAGAUCCUUCUUCGGUGCCGGAUUUCCACUGUUUGCCACAGCAAUGUUCCAUAAUCUUGGCGUGCAAUGGGCUGGUAGUUUGUUGGGCUUCUUGUCCAUCGCAUUUUUACCAAUUCCUUUCUUGUUCUACAAGUAUGGAGAGAGAUUGAGAAAAAUGUCCCGCCAUGCCCCAACAGAUUUUGGUGUACCAAAGAGUCAGCCAAACGACGAAGAGACUGGUACCGCAGCUACAACUGCAGCACCUUCAAUUGAGGAAGAGAAACAGGAGGCGUAAUGUAAUGUAAUGUGUUAUGAUGAUGAUACACUUAUAUGUUGAAGGAUGAUUGAUAUGAGGUAUACUUGUCUACGAUUUCUUAUUCAUGGACUAUUUUGCAUCGUUGGAUUUUGUUGGCGUCGUUAUUAUCAAUACCCCGGGGUAGAAGCGUUUCCUUUUAUUGGAUAGAAUAGUAUGAUUUUUAGUAUGACUUAGACACCUUAAUUAAUAUAUAAAUAAUUUCUCAAACCACAGCUUUAUACAUAAUAUGGUUGAUGGUG